Messenger RNA from Bubalus bubalis (water buffalo), 1334 nucleotides. It is a transcript of the gene C1H21orf58, whose product is annotated as chromosome 1 C21orf58 homolog. The record is from RefSeq and is a predicted model, not a curated record. The transcript has 10 exons. Bases 236 to 1183 code for a protein of 315 amino acids. Lineage: Eukaryota; Metazoa; Chordata; Mammalia; Artiodactyla; Bovidae.
CUCCGCCCUCACCUGCAGGAACCAUAUACCUGGGCCCCAAGAAGCGCAGGCGCUUCGGGAGCCGGACACCAGAGAGGAGUGCCUAGCAACUGUUGCAGUGAUGCCAGCCUGUUGACUCUGGACACUCCACAUCCAUGGUGCAGGGCCACCUCCUACAUGCCCUCCUGAGGCCAGCGAGCUGACCGUGGAGACCAGUCUCUGGGAUAUACGUCACGUCCAGCAAGGGAGUCCUUCAAUGACCCCAGGAUGGGGCUGCUUCUCUCCAGCUGAGCAAUCCUUCCAGAGGGAGCUGAGCAGUGUCCCCUCCUGUGGCCCCGGGAUGCUGAACUCCUCAGUGGCAGAUCAACUGACUCGACUGACCCUGAAACUCCUCGAGAAGAAACUGGAGCAAGAGCGUGAGGAUGUGGAGGGGGCUUCUGAGGACCCCCAUGUCGUGCCAGGAGAUGAGGACGGGCCAGAGGCCGCCCUGUGGAGCGCUCUGAGGAUGAGGAAGGACCUUCUGCAGAGACUCUGGGAACAGCGCCUCCUGGAAGAGGCUUCCCGGGUUCAUCACCACAGGGGAGUGCACGGAGGAGCCCAGGGGUCAGUGCUGCCCCCAGAGGCACCUCCCGUGAGCGUCCACCCCACUGUCUCCCCAGCUCCACCUGCCCUAGACCCACCAUGGAUCAUCCAACACCCGGCCCCCCCACCUCCUGCCACCAUCAUCCAGCAGCUGCCUCAGCAGCCACUCAUUGCACAGAUCCCCCCUCCCCCGGCCUUCCCCACCCAGCGGUCAGGAAGCAUCAAGGAAGAGGUGGUGGAGAUGAUGCUAAUGCAGAACGCACAGACACACCAGCUCCUCAUGCAGGCCUUGAUGCUCAGAGCCCUGCCCCCGCCAGCACUCGCGCCCACCCCCCUGCACCUCACCCCACAGGAUGCACAGCGCGCCCGCCUGGCCACCCAGAGGCCGCCCUCCGUCCACCACCACCACCGCUAUGCACCUCCAGCCCUCCUGCCGGCCAUGCCUGCGCCUGGCUCCCCUCUGGGUUACUCCGUGUGGCCCCUGGUGGUCUCUGCCACUGCUCUCCCGCCUGCUACCAGCUUCCUGCCCAGCACCACGCAGCACAUGACCGGCCCGUCUGUGGCCACCCUUAGCACGAUGGCGUCCAGUGGGGUCCUGCCUACACAGGCGCCAGGCCCGUGACCUCACGGUGGGCUCAGUUCCACACGAGCAGGAGCUCUGCUUGGGUCUGUGUCCUUGGAACUGCGCAGCCGCCAGAAGGCUCCUCAGAGGAAGAGAUGACCUUGGAAUUGCCCUCCACCUGCACACAGGCUCCCCUGCUGGGCUGACUGCA